This is a messenger RNA of Camelina sativa (false flax), 1031 nucleotides long. The record is from RefSeq and is a predicted model, not a curated record. Lineage: Eukaryota; Viridiplantae; Streptophyta; Magnoliopsida; Brassicales; Brassicaceae.
UUUUUAUUAAUUUACCUUUUAUAGUAAAUUUUGUGUACAAGCAGUAGAGGUUUCGUCUCGGAAAAAAAAUAAAUUCUCUCCCGACAAAAGACGAUGACAGGAGCGGCGGAUCUAGGGUUCUAAAUGGGUUUGACUGGUUCUGCUUCUGGUUGAUACUGAUUUAUUGAGGUUUUUGGUUUCACGGAUUGUUCUCUUGAUUUCCGCUACGGUGCAAAGGAAAGAAAGGGAUCGGGUGUUUAUUGCAGAUACAUCUUGCGAUUGUCAUGGGGAUAUGGUUUUGAUUUGGUAGAUUGGGUUUGUCUGGGAUAGUGGUAUCAUCUAUGGAAGAUUUUCUCCGAUAUGGUGGUGGCUCGAUUCUCAGAUUUUGGGAUCUCUCUUCCUCAGGGAUUUAUUUGGUUGCGCGAUUUGGAUAUAACAGAUGCUGAGAUUCUAGGCAAUGAAGACUCGAAAAUACCUAUUGAUGGUCUUGCUUGGGCUACUGCGGUUCCUGAUGGGGAAUCAGUUGAGACAGAGGAGGAUCCUAUGGACACAUCUGUUCACGUCGAUAACCCAUCCCUUGCUGAUCCGGGUGUGGAUAAGGUUCGUAAGUCUAAGCCUUCUUUGGCCCUUAAAGAGAUAGCUUCCAAGAAGAUCAAUGUGUAUCUGCACAACACGCAAGGAAACGUCCUGCACCUAACUCUUAUGAUUUGGUUGGUGAGGGGCCUAACCCGAAGAACCAGGAACUGGAGAAGGGAGCAGCUAGUGGGUCAAAGCCACCUAAACCACAUUUUAAUAAAUGAGGAUUUUAAGUUGGAAUUGCAAGAGGCUUGGGAAUAAAGCGAUUAUUGGAUAUCUUAGGGACUUAUGGAGGAAACAUAAACCAGAUUUCUUAUUUCUUUCUGAAACUAGGCAAUAUUUUUCUAUUUUAGAACCUUUUGUUGGUCAUUUUGGUUAUUCGGAUUUAAAAACGGUUGAACCUAUUGGUUGUAGUGGUGGUCUUGCACUUUUUUACAAUAAUAAUAAUAAUAAUAAUAAUAAUAAUAAUGUUACCA